UCAUUUUCAUUUUCAAUUUGGUUUUUAGCAACGGACUCACAAUUAUAGGAGUGCACGUUUGCACAGUUGUUUGCUAGGUUUAAGAGGUGUUCUCUACGUUUGAAAAAAUGUAUAUCUACGAAGGAUGUACAGAAUUGAUAAAAAAAUACAAAAUUCAAUAAAUUAAAGUGUAUAUUCUUUGUAAAAAACAAAAUGGUUGCUUAAUAUUUGUAAAUAUGUGCUAAAGUUUAUUGUGAAGUGUUUUUAAUGGUGCCACCAGUAGAAUUUCUCAGAUAUAUAAGUAAAAGAAAGCGAAAGCCAACACAGCAUCCUUUUUAUUUUUACCCCUUGCUUAUGCUUCAUCUUUCCUUUUACUCGUUAUUCUUUUAUGUGCGCGUUAUUCGUGAACUGCUCCACCCUCGACGUCCUUGUAAAGAGAGUAGUUCUGUGAAUUAUCUGGCUAAAUAAUGUAUAAAAAGUGAUACAAAAGAAGCGGGAAGUGUUGUUUGUGUUUAAUGGGGGUGUGGAAUAAAAAAAAAUUAUAAAAAUACAACAAAAUAAGUGCGGCUAAAAUAGCAAACGGCAAAAGGCAGCGCAUUCAAAGCCAACUUGUGCAAGCAAGAAAUUAAAAGCAAAACUUGCAGAAAAACAAGUCGCGUCAUUGAGUCGCCAACGCUGCGCUAUUCCAGCUCCGUAAUGUGCUUCCGUCUUAUGUGUGUGAACAUAUGUGCAUCGUUGCAACUUUAAGGAGCUGUGCAUUCGGCCACCGGCGUCACAAAGUCGUUUUUACUUAUUACCAUCAUUAUUGGAUUUGCAACCUUUUGACACAAUUGCCUAUUUAACACUUUUAAUUGGGAGAUAAAUACCGUAAAAUCAUUCAACAUUAUUGGCAGCAAAAUCUUUAUAUUAAAUAACAAGUGCCGAAAAGUGCGUGUGUACCUAAAAUGUUUCUUAAACGAAUUUAGAUUCGCAAUAUAUAUACGCCGCUUCCCUGUUGAAUUAGCGCUAUUUGAAGUCAGUUUAAAGUAGAUAUUACACUUACAAGUACAUACGUUGUUGUUGCAAUUGAAAACGAAAGCUGCAGUUGAUCUCCUUAAAGAUAUCCCUUCAACAAUUCGGAAGACAAUUGCAUCAAUACUUAACGGGUGACUUUGGAAAAUGAACCAGCACCUUUAAACUCAAAUAAGCAUCACAUUUCCAAUGCGAACAACGGCGCUGAGCUAAAAUUCAACAAAAGUCACAAAAAAGUUAGAGAAUACUCCCAAGACAACGUCUCCAUUAUUUGAGACGCGACGAAAUUUAUGCCCGGAGUAGGUGCCGGGCAGUGCUGGACAUGUUGGAACGUCGUCCCUUAUGGGGAUUAAUAGUAUUGUUGAAUGUCUGCGUUGUGAUAUGGCGAAUGCAGGAACCGGCUAUGCUAAAUGUCGAAUACGACGGCAGUGGUGCGGGGAAUGUGAACCUACAGCAAAACCCCGACUUCGACGAUUACGUGCCGCCGUUACGCCAACAACGCCAGCAACCACAAGUCGGACAAUGGCCAUCAGUCUGGCGCAGCGGUGUCGCGGUGCGCAAUGUCAUAGCACAACAACAGCUAUACGCCGGUAAGCAUUUACUAGCCGAUAGCGCCGAGGCGAAUGAAAUCGCUGCCAAAGUAACGCGAAAAGCGGACGAUAGUCUUCACAUUAGCGGCCACAGUAGUAGUAGUAGCAUUACCAGUACCAGUAGUAAUACACAUAGGUCUAGUACUAGCCAUAAGAAUAAGAGUCAACACAUAUUUAAUGAGCACACGACGAGUCUACGAAGUGUCAGCUCAGUAAAAAGUACGCCCUCACCGUUAGUCACAGCGGCAACACUGAAGAACACUGCAGAGGUGCAAACAACAACGAUAGGAAAUGCGAGAGGUUAUAGCUUUCCACCGGUUGACUUCCAUCAAUUAAUCGAUCUGCAUGACUUUACGUACCUUAUAAACCAGAAAAGUUGUAGUCAGGAUGUGCAAGCACUAAUUUUAGUACAUUCGGCGCCAGCUAAUGAAGAGAAGCGACGUCUUAUACGUGAGACGUGGGCCAAUACUGAUCAAUUGCCGUCCGUGAAUGGUGUUAUGCCAUUGCGAGUAAUCUUUUUGAUCGGUAUCGUUGAGACCGAAGCGCUGCAGUUGGAUAUAGAACGUGAGAAUUUCGAAAACGGCGAUAUUGUGCAGGGUUCCUUUGUGGAUAGCUACCGCAAUAUGACCUAUAAGCAUGUGAUGGCUUUCAAAUGGUUUCUAUAUAAUUGUGCGCAAGCGCAAAUUCUCAUCAAAGUCGAUGACGACGUCUACGUGAAUACACCACAACUUCUCAUCUACCUGGACCGCGCUGCUGUCAACGGUGAUCUGGAAAAUGUUAGAGAGAAUACACCUAUUGUCGUCGCCGACGCUGCCGCUGCCGCUGCCGCUAGGGAUGCUCAAGCCAGUGCUGCCAUAUCUCUACAACAUACCGCCGAUAAUGAUAGAAAAGCUUUUGAGAAUAAUACUAUUGUAGACACUAGUAGUAGUAGCGGUAGUAUCACGAGUAGCAGUAAUAAUGUACGAAACUCCGCCGAUGCCAAUGCUGCGCACACACACACAAAUAUCACACAAUUCAAUGCCGCACAAAUGAUAUUCCGCCAUCCACGCGAUUUGCUUUUCUGCAAAACCAACAUCAACGCUAUGGUCAAACGCAGCUACCGCUCGAAAUGGCGCGUCACAGUGCGCGAGUUCCCCGGCAAAUACUAUCCGCCAUACUGUCCCGGCUAUGCCAUUAUCUAUUCGCCCGACGUGGUGCUAGCCUUAUAUAAUGCUGCACAGGUGUCGACCUACUUUUGGAUCGAUGACGUCCACAUAACGGGUGUUUUGGCGCAGAAUCUAAGCAUCGCCAUCAAAAACGCCGACCAAUACAUACUCUACGAAACUGAUUGUGACAAUUUGCUCAAUGACACCGUGAAUAGUGAUGAAGUGGAGUUCUUGUACGCCUGGCAUUUGAUCAAUCCCCAGCAGGUGCAAAGGCUUUGGGAGAUGUAUCUGGCCAAAGCCCACAGACACUUCUCGGCUGCUCCAACAUCCACAUUUGCAGCGCUGCAUGCCGCCGCCAAGCAGCAGACAUCACCUCACCCGACUGACUACAAUAAAUUUAAGAGCUACAGAUAGUAACAUUAACUAGUGCAUAUAAAUUUACACACACAUACAAGCACAUUUGUCAUAGUACAUAUAAGUUCUUAACUCUUUUUUCUUUUUUAUCUGUGUAAAACUGUUACUAUUAAAGUAAAUCACUUGUGUAUAUUCCAAUGUGUAAAUUAUAGCGAAGUAAACAUAAUAAAUCAUGUAAAAAGCAAAUAUUCAGUAAAAUAUUUAUCUUAUACGAGUAUAAUAUAUAUUAGUGACCAUUCUGCACAAAUUUCAUAUCAUAUAGUGCAAAUGUUGAACAUCAAAACUUUAGAUUAAAAUUAUAUACACAUAUACAUAUAUGUGAAAUGGAUACAGCUGUGCAAACGAAGACAAUUCGCCUAAGAAGUACAUAUUUUGCGAUCGAAAUUGUAGAGCGAGUUUUGACCAAAGUUUUCAAAGCGCGCAUAAAAAAGUUAUUAAAUGAAAUUAGUUGAGUUGUUUUUACUAGGCAUACAUUAUUUAAAGUUUAUUUUUAAAUAAAUGUGUUUAUGGUAGCAUUAGUAAAAUUAUAAUAGUUUAAUUUUUUUAAUAAUAAUUUUGAAGUUUUGAUUGAAAAUUAUGCUCCAUUAAAAGACAGAAUUCUUUCGAAAGUGUCUCAUGGCCACUUAACUAUAAUUAUAUCUAUAGUUUAUACGAAUAUAAUGUCUGAAACCUUUAGCUUAGCUUUGUUCGCGCUUACCGAGCUGGUGUGUUAAUUAGAAAGUAAAAGUAUGUGAUUUUGCAAUUGUCAGAAAUGGUUCGAAAACGCAAAAAAUCCAAUAUCGUGUAUGUUUUUUAUGGUGAUUGGACUAGUGCUUGUAUCUUUUUAUCGAUAUUUUAUUUUUCGUUUUUUCGUUUCUUUUUUUUAAGUUUUUAUUUUGGUGUUAAAAAUUCGCUUUCGAAUAUAAAUUGAUAACAACUACAAUUUUUGGCAUCUUAUCAAUGUUUUUUUUCUUAACUUUAUGUUUAAAGUGCAAUUUGCAAAGCAAAAAAAAUUCCUUUGAUUUCAAAUUAGUGCUGACUUAAAAAAUUAUUCCUGACUUAAAAAAUUAUUCCUUAUCGAAAUAUGAAAAAAUUCAGAUUAGAUUUCGAUAAUUUAUACCCUUUAAAAUAAUAAAAUUUCAAAACAAUAUUUCAAAUAGUUUUUGAGUUACAUCCAUUUAAACGGCCGCUCAGUUCAAUCCAGCCCGCCAGAUUAUUUUUAAACGCGUUUUUCUCCGAACAACAUUUUUCGAAUUUGUUGCAGUGAUAAUUUGAAGACAAAUUAAUUGAUCGUCAUGCAAUAUUUUCCGGCCUGUUCUGUAUAAUUCUACAUACAAUAACUUUUUUGAUCUGAUAAAAAAUCGAAUUUUGGAAGACCAAAAUUUGUUGUAAAAUUCAAUUUGUUUUUUAAAAGUAGCCAAAGUAGUAAUUUAUCUCUCAAAUAAAAGUAAAUAUGGCAUUCAUACACUUACGCUAAAAAAAUUUAAAUUCAAAUUAUAUUAUAACUAUUCUUGGAUAACCACUCUCUUAACAUAUUUCUUAAUAUUUCAAGUCAAAUCGAGUGAAAUGUGUAUAACAUGUCGUUUCAUAAACUUGUUGCUAUCGUUCAACUCCACAAAAAUUUCAUGAGUAGUUUAAAUCGUUAUACACAUUAACUUAUGUCCAUUCAUAGAGUCUCUUCCAAACAUAAAUAGUCAAUAAUUUGGCGUAUUGAAAUGAAUAUCAUUUUUAUUAUUGAAAAGUAGACGGCUAUGCAUAGCUAAAAAGCAAUUUCACAGACGGUCGAGAAAAGGCACUAGCAGUUUUGAAAUACAUAUACAUACAUAUAUGUUCGGUUUCGCAAAUAAUAUCGCUCGAAAACAUAUCAAACUAGAUAUAUAUUUGAUUAAUGUUAUAGAUUUUUGUAAUUCGACAAUUUAAAAUGCACCCAUAAAAUUCUCAGUGUCUCACUAUGGCACGGUAUAUGUUCAUCUUUCAAUUAUAAAAAUGUUGAAAAAAAAUACACUCGAAGACCCUCCACCAAUGAAGCCAAGAAAGCAAGGAGUAUGCCAGAAUGAACGCUUUGCUUUCAGUGUUCCUGUCUAAUAAAAAUGGUGACGGUUGAUAGGCAAAGCGUAAAAAUAUGAGAGAUACCCAACAUUUUGCUUCGCUUUGCCUCGAUGUGAACGAACGCAUACAAAAGUAUGCAUCGAACUUAUCGGUCAAAUGUCUGAGCGAAAGCAAAGCGAAACAAAAAUUUUAAGUGACUCGGCUUUUAAACUCCUUCCAAAAAACAAAAAAAAAAUGAUAUUAACAUAAUACCGUUAUGAUAUUUUGAUAUACAUACAUCAAAGCUUGCUGACAAUGCAGCGCAAAUUUUGGUGUUUUUGAGUAAUGGCAUUCUUGUGUCGCGCAAGCGAUAUGCACAUACUUUUCAUUAACUUGAGUUUUACUCAUUUGACUUACGUUUUACUUGCACCUACGUUACUAUGUUUUAUUAUUUAUAAAAAUGUUUUCUAUUUGCAUAGUCGUGGUUUUAAGUGAAAGAGUAUAAAGAGAGAUACAGUUGAACUGAUGCAACUCAUAUGUACCAAAAUAAUCUUAGAUUUCUUAUAUCAUAAACAUAUACAUACAUACAUAAAGAAAUUGGCGCAAGCAUUGAAAGUCUUAUAGAAUAAGUCGCGUACAAAAAACUGAAAUUAAUAUUUAAGAUUGAAGUUUGCACAAUAGCCUGACAUACAUAAAUACAUACAUAUUAAAAAAAAGAUAAUUAAAUAAGGAAACGAAAUUUGCGAACCUUGUAAUGAAUCCAGAUGUACAAGUAUGAAAAAAUUAAGAUACAUAGUAUAUUUAUACAAAAGAGAGUAACUAAAAAUCAAAGUCUAUUCAAAUUCUAAUUUUGGAUUGGAUAUGAAAAUGGUCCAAGUGAGUAAAUAAAUAAAUAAAUUAAACAUGUACAUAACAUAUAUGCAUAUAAUUGAAAUAUUGUAGAUUGUUUGUAAAAUUCCAAUAUUCUAUUGCAUAAUAAAAAUAAUAGUAAUAUAUAUGUAUAUAUAUAUAUAUACGCGCAUAUGUAUGUGGCUGAGAGAGGUGGAAAUUAUGUAACUAGGAUGUAAAAAAUGAGUGUGACUCUAAUUAUUAAUGUUUAAUUUAUGUGUGUAGUUAAACCUUGGAGCCAAUUUUUCAUAAAAAUAUACACAUACAUAUAUAAAAAAAUUCCUUUAAUUUAAUUAUUGUAGACAUCUAAAACAGAACAGGUGUUUUGUUUUUCUUUUGUAAAAGAAAGAGCGCAUGUGAACUGAUAUAUAAACAUGCAUGUAUUGUAUGUUAGUACUUGUAUUUUGUUUUUAUUUGUGUAUUUUUUUCAUUCAUGAAAGUUACGGAAAAACAUUUGACGUGACGUGAUACGGUUGCGACUCCCAUACCAAGAAAAUGAUAACGAAAAUCGAAGCACCUUUUCAGGUAUAUACGAUAAGAAAUGAAUGUAAAUGAAUAGAAAUAUUUACAGCUAUGCUUGUGCGCAUUGUAUGGUAGAAUUAUGCAAAAGUAUUAAAAAAAAAAAAAAAAUUUUGUAUGAAGUUGUAGGUUAUAUAAGAACUUUACUAUCUCAGUUACGUUAUUUUUUAAUUUUUUAUAUAUAAAAAUAGAAAUAUUUCACUAGUUUUGAGAAUUGAUCGAAUAAAAGUUCAAUUGAAAAGAUUAUAUAUACAUGAAUAAAAGAAUAAAGAUGUA
Molecule: messenger RNA, 6829 nt
Organism: Bactrocera oleae (olive fruit fly)
Lineage: Eukaryota; Metazoa; Arthropoda; Insecta; Diptera; Tephritidae
Source: RefSeq, a predicted model, not a curated record